Molecule: messenger RNA, 524 nt
Organism: Cherax quadricarinatus
Lineage: Eukaryota; Metazoa; Arthropoda; Malacostraca; Decapoda; Parastacidae
Product: RNA-binding protein Musashi homolog Rbp6
Biological process (GO): regulation of translation
Cellular component (GO): cytoplasm
Molecular function (GO): mRNA binding
Source: RefSeq, a predicted model, not a curated record
UGCACGACAGUCGGUAGUACGGUAUUGUGUGUGGUCGCGUAGAGAAGUACCGCUCCUCUCUUAGUUAGUUUUAACUUAGUGGCGUAGUUAUAACGUAGCUGAACCCACUACUUUGCAAUUAUGAUCAUGGAUGCAGCAGCCACCGUGGAGAACCCCGUUGGGUCCCCCAGUGAAGUGCCCAACGACCCAGGCAAAAUGUUCAUCGGAGGCCUGAGCUGGCAAACCACAGCAGAGGGCCUGAGGGAGUAUUUCAGCAAGUUUGGAGACAUUAAUGAAGUGAUGGUUAUGAAGGAUCCCACCACACGGCGCUCCAGAGGGUUUGGGUUCGUGACCUUCAGUGACCCGUCCAGUGUGGAUAAAGUACUUACUCUCGCAGCUCAUGAACUCGACGGCAAGAAGAUCGAUCCGAAAGUCGCUUUCCCACGGCGGGCUCAUCCAAAGGUAAGAAAGAACACUUGUACUUGAUCAAGGACGAGCAGUUGUACGUGUUGUACAUGUUGUACAAGAACUUAUCAGCAUUGUGC